ACCUCUUUUGGAUAUAUAACAAACUUUAUUUCGAGAGGGAGACAAAACAUUAGAUACAAAUCACAGGAGCAACAGGACUCAAGCUGUAGACUCAGAGAUCAAGUAUGAUAAAAGCUGUGCUGAUCAUUAACAUCCAAGGCAAACCUCGCCUUACCAAAUUCUACGAUUUUUUGACUGUAGAGAAGCAGCAAGAACUUAUACGCAGUGUAUCUGGAGUGUUAUGUAGGAGAGCUGAUAAUGUUAGCAAUUUCAUGGAGGCUGAUUCAAUCUUUGGCCCAGGUAGUCGUCUUGUGUACAAACAUUAUGCAACAUUGUACUUUGUCUUUGUGUUUGAUAGUUCUGAGAAUGAGCUUGCGAUGCUUGAUCUCAUACAAGUUUUUGCGGAAACACUGGAUAAAUGCUUCAGGAAUGUAUGCGAGUUUGAUGCAGUGUUCAAUUACAGCAAGCUCCAUACUAUUUUAGAUGGGAUAAUUUUUGAAGGUCAAGUGUUGGAAACAAGUUCUGCAGAAGUUAUAAGGGCCGUUGAGGAAAUAUCAAAGUUAGAAGCAGCCUCAAAUUCUAUCUCAUUAGUCCCCAAAACAGUUUCUAGUUGGCAUCGCCGGUAAUCCAGUCAUUAGAACGAUGUUGGAAUAACAACGGGUGCAAUCUUCAGAAUGCUAUUGUGGCCGUCAAACUCGAAGUGUUUCCCAAGUGUUGUAUUAAUUAUGCAAGCUCUUACAGUAUUUGGAGUUUGAUGCACUAGCAAUUCUUUCAAUGCUACAAACAAAACUUCAAAAUCAA
Molecule: messenger RNA, 780 nt
Organism: Populus nigra (black poplar)
Lineage: Eukaryota; Viridiplantae; Streptophyta; Magnoliopsida; Malpighiales; Salicaceae
Product: AP-3 complex subunit sigma-like
Exons: 7
Coding region: 105-605 (166 amino acids)
Biological process (GO): vesicle-mediated transport; intracellular protein transport
Cellular component (GO): membrane coat; intracellular membrane-bounded organelle
Source: RefSeq, a predicted model, not a curated record